CUUUUGUGUUGGGCAGAUGACUGUAACGACGGUUCACCAGGGAAGAAGAAGCAUAGACGAAACCGAACUACUUUCACGACCUUUCAACUCCACGAACUUGAACGUGCGUUCGAAAAAUCGCAUUACCCAGAUGUGUACACAAGGGAGGAAUUGGCACUAAAAAUUGACCUUCCCGAAGUUCGAGUACAGGUACAAACGAUCUUAAUUUGUGUACUUUUUCUAUUAUCUAGCUUUGUAAAUAAAUUUCAUCAGGAGAACAUAAUAUCACUAGCGCUUUGUUAGCUUUCUAGUUGUUAAAAUGAUGAUGACGCUGGUUUAUCAUUGUUACCACCGGUUCCGUACCGACUAGGGCCUUGACUGAUACGCGAAGCGAAUCAUUUUAAUUUUAUCUAUUUACCUAUUUUAUUUUCUUAGGCAAGUGGGGGGAGGGACAAGUUUAGCUACCGUUACAAGCGUGUGUGUAGUUAAACGUCAUGGUUUGAUAAGGUUAUCUCGAAAAGACCUAAUCAUUAUUAAAAGAACAUUAACGGAAAAAACAGCCUCAUAAUGGACAGGAAACUGAUUAUAAUAAAAAUAACCUUUGAUUCAGAGUUAGAGUUAAAGAACACUUUGGCGAUAAAGUUUACUUUUAGAUCCUUAAUGUCAUAAUCAUUAGAAACAGGCGAGGCUGAGCCGAAAAAAGAAACCGUUCGUUGCAUUUUUAAUCAUUAAAUCGCAAACAUAGUAAGCAGACAAUCUAACUUCGCUCUCUGUAGGUUCUGUUUUGUUUUCUCGUUUUGCCGUACCUCUCUUGUAAAAACCCAUUAGUGUGUCAAACGUAUUGCGGGUGCUUAGUUCUCCAUAAUAACUCUCUAUAGUUAUUGUGACAAUAGUAGAUCCAAUAGAACAACGGGCAGCGUGUGAAAUCCAUAUUCUAUGCCCGUCUCAAGAAAAAGUGUUUGCAGAAGGUGUCCAAGACAGAAUUAAGUCUAAUUAAAGUGCCAUUCGGAUCCCACCAUUUCGACGAGCCAUGUUUAUAACGUUUUUUCGAGUUUUUUUCCUCCUGAAAAUCACUGUAAAUGGCUCGGGUACCAAGAGCUUUCUCGAGAAUCGUUAAAAAACGAUGGGGAAAAGUAGCGGUACUUAGUGGCGCAUUAAUCAUUUCACGAAAAAUCGAAGACUGGAAAUCCGUUAUUUAAUGUAUAUUUUUCCCGUUUCAUUGUAAAAGUGUGAUUUGCCUUAAUUAGGACGCAUUAUUAUCAGUUACGAAGGUCCAGUAAAAUUCAUUUUCACGCCGUGAGUGAAAUACGUGUGUCGCCAAAGCGCCUGUGAGCCCAGCAAAACAUGAAGUUCAUUUUAAUCGAAGUUACUUUGUAAGGUUAAUUUCUUUUCUUUAUCCUGGUUGUUUCUUUGUUGCAUUUGUUUUAUUUCCUGUAAAUUUUCAAUUUAAACCUUAUCUUACUCAUAAUUGGAAGAAGUUUGCAGGCAACUCGGAAGUCAAGGAACAAAGUGAUUCAUUUUCUCUUCAAAGCUCUCUUUAUCUCCAGUAUAAUUUAGGAAAUCUUCAUGUAAAGUGCAAAAAAUAUUUAAAACUGAUAAAAGAAGACACUUAAAGACAGCUCUUUUCCGACGCUUUUAAAGAUUCAAGUAAUUGUCGCCUCACAGCGUUCGUAUUGAUUAUACUCCAUAUUACGAUUUUUUUGAUAACAAAACCGGUUAAGUUCUUAAUUUAUAUGCCUACGUAGAAUACAAGUGAUCACUUUUAUCUGUUGAACAACCGACAAGAGUCUAGUGUUCAUUGUUUUGUUGUCUUUUUUAUCUGUUAUACACAUUCGCGAACGGUAAACUAAUGGUUAGAAAGCUAUGUGUACUUGUGUUAAAUCUAUAUCUUAGAACAUGCGCUUCCUUUAUAGUUUUGUAAGCUAUGUUUAUAGAUGAUAACGUCCCCUUUACUCCAGGAUUAAUGCUUCACUUUAAAACUUUCAAGAUUCCAUUGUAUUAUUGGAUGAGAUUUUGUUUAAUCUCUCAGUUUUCCUCUUCGCUUUUACUGAGUUACUGUGAAGAUAUUGGAAUAGUGCUUGAAACGUACUUCUUUCCAUUUGUUUUUUGUCUGUGACUGUAAUUUUUUUCCUUCAAUUUAUGUGAUGCCCACAUUAUUUCUCAGGUCUGGUUUCAAAACCGAAGAGCUAAGUGGCGACGACAAGAGAAAAUGGAGAUGGCCUCCCUUGAAAACCUUCCAUCACCGACUCUACCUCGUGCUAAUUUCAGUAGUUUACCAUUUCCGGACCCAUGGAAAAGUUCCUUAACGUAUUCCCCAGCCUUUGGCGGAACGUUAUACCCUCCAACUACUUGUAACUUGCCGUCAUCCCCGACAAUGGGAUGUUAUCCUGGGUCGUAUUCCCCUGCUGGUUAUGUACCAUUCUCGUCGUAUUUAUCGGGUGUUGGGUGCAUGGCUGGAAUGUCCCAGGGACCAAGAGACGAGAGAACAACGAGUAUUGCGGCUUUGAGAAUGAAAGCCAAAGAACAUAUGGAAAACUCUAGCAUCAAAGAGUGGUGUGAGUUGUCCGCAGCUACACAAUGA
Porites lobata is the source of this 2560-nucleotide messenger RNA. NCBI's taxonomy places the organism in Eukaryota, Metazoa, Cnidaria, Anthozoa, Scleractinia, Poritidae. The record is from the annotation of a GenBank genome assembly.